Molecule: messenger RNA, 426 nt
Organism: Trichobilharzia szidati
Lineage: Eukaryota; Metazoa; Platyhelminthes; Trematoda; Strigeidida; Schistosomatidae
Source: the annotation of a GenBank genome assembly
AUGCAACGACGUAUUAUACCACGUAUCACAAGAGGAGCUUAUCCACAUAUCAAAUCGCGUGUAAAUUCACGAAUCAAUCCACGUAUCUAUCCGCGUAUCAAUCCACGUAUCAAAAGACGUAUUUAUGCACAUAUCAAUCCACGUAUAAAUCCACAUAUCAAUCCACGUAUCUUUCAAAGUAUCUAUCCCCGAAUCUCUCCACGUAUCUAUUCACUUUUCAAUGAAGGUAUCUAUCCACGGUUCUAUCCUCGUAUAUAUACAGGUAUCCAACCACCAAUCAAUCCACCUAUCCAAAGAUGUAUCUAUCCACAUAUCAAUACACGCAUAUAUCCACGCAUCCAUCCACGUAUAUAUCAACGUAUCUAUCCCCGAAUCUAUCCACGUAUCUAUUCACUUUUCAAUCCAGGUAGCAAUCCACGUGUCUAA